Molecule: messenger RNA, 1093 nt
Organism: Closterium sp. NIES-67
Lineage: Eukaryota; Viridiplantae; Streptophyta; Zygnematophyceae; Desmidiales; Closteriaceae
Source: the annotation of a GenBank genome assembly
GAACGGAGGUACGAACUAAGUUGUGACUACCUCUCCCUCCAUUUUUCCUGGGCCUCACACAAGGGACCACUUUUAGGGCAGUACUACGUAGUCGCUUCCAGACAUAACCCAGAUUAGGGUUCGCCAUGGCUGCCCUACAGUCUCUCGCGUUGACCCCUCUCACCUCGGCGCCUAACGCGUCGUUGGAAAAGUCUUCCAGCGACUUCUGGGGAAGCCGGGCGUCCUUGAGCCUUCCUGCCAGGAGAGAUGCUGCCGUCUGCUCUAGGAUGCCCAAGGUGGAGAUGGCCAUCUCGCGCAAGAAGAAGGAGCAGACGGUGGAGAAGGCCCGGCAGCAGCUCGAGAACUGCAGCCUUGUCGCCAGCAUCAACUACAAGCGAUUCACGGUGAAGCAGAUGUCGGACCUUCGCAGGAAGCUUCCCGAGAGCGCGUCGCUAGUGGUGAUGAAGAACUCGCUACUGGAGAAGGCGAUGGAGGGCACGGAGUUCGCGGCGCUCAAGCCCGCCAUGACGGGGAUGAACGCCUUCCUCUUCGUGCACGCCGAGGAGAUCCCCCCUGCGCUCAAGCCCUUCAGGGAGAUGCAGAAGGAGCUGAAGCUGGAGGACAACGACUUCACUGGCGCGGUGUUCGAGGGCAAGUUCUACGGCCCAAAGGACAUGGCCGCGCUCGAGACGCUGCCUAGCCGGGCCGAGGUGUACUCCAAGCUGCUGGGCGUUAUGCAGUCGCCCGCCAGAGACGUGGUUUCGACUCUUCAGGCGCCUGCUCGUGACUUGAUCCUGACCCUCAAGGCGCAUGUGCAGAAGCUGGAGGAGGCUGAAGGCAGCCAAUGAGAGUCGCCCUGUUCCAACCAGUCACAAGCCUUUGUGUAGCCAAUACUUGGGAAUACAUCCCACCUGAAAGACUCUGCCAUGGGCUAAUGAUGAAGGUGGCAUGGCAGCCGUGGGCUACAGUGCUAAUAGAGAACCUGGUAAAAAAUAUGAGAUUGAAGUGUAUCAAUAUCUGGAUGCAAUAACUGGUGUCUACGUUUCAUGCACCCAACUACGAUGAAACGGAGUACUGCUGUACUGGUGUUGAUGUUUUCUAUUUUCUAGCGUUC